Molecule: messenger RNA, 4392 nt
Organism: Macrobrachium nipponense
Lineage: Eukaryota; Metazoa; Arthropoda; Malacostraca; Decapoda; Palaemonidae
Exons: 5
Coding region: 1729-4209 (826 amino acids)
Biological process (GO): positive regulation of transcription by RNA polymerase II; negative regulation of transcription by RNA polymerase II; cell differentiation
Molecular function (GO): zinc ion binding; RNA polymerase II cis-regulatory region sequence-specific DNA binding; nuclear receptor activity
Source: RefSeq, a predicted model, not a curated record
AUGUGUUGGGGAAAUUGCGAGUAGAUGGGGGUGUGGAUGAUGUUAGGGCACACCAUAACCAGCUCCGUAAGUGGAGGGAAGUACCCCAGAAUGUUCAGGAGAAUGCGAUGAGUGAGUGGUUGAGGGUGAAUAAAUGUGAGCCGAGUGUCAGUGAGCAAAUGGGUCUGGAAGAUCGGCAGUUAGUGUUGGUUGAGUAUGGAAGAAAGCGGAAGGAGGUAAGGAAAGGGAAUGAAAGGGAGAAACGUGAACUGCAUGUUAGAGGGGUUAGUGUUAGAGUAAAAAUGGUGGAUAAGGCGUGUAAUACAGAUGACUUUGAGGGGAAGAAUGAUACAUAUAGCGUGUGUGGGUUUGAAUUGUCAGGAUUUAGUGAAGUUUCACCGGGAAGGGAAUCAAGUGGUAAGGGUAUAGUUGGCAGUAUGAAUGAGUCUCUUCGGGAGUUUGGCAGGAGUGUAAAUGAGGUAAGUGAUUUGGUAGCAGAGUUACGAGAAAUAUUCGGACAAGAGUUGAAAGGGGUAGAUGAGAUAGUGAAUGGGAUUUGGGAGGAUGGUAGUGAGGGAGAUGGUAAUGGGAGUCUGACUGGAAGUGGUCUGGGAGAAGUUGAUGGGGGUGUAACUGAGAGUGUGUAUGAGGGCCCUCAAACAAGAUCCAGGGACCCGCGUCCGAGCAUCCGUGGGUGUUUCGGAAGGCUAUUUAGUGUGGGUGUUGUGAGUGAAAGAAGACGUUGUCAAAUGUAACGGGAGAGGAAAUAUGGAGGAGUUAUGGAGUUCCAUUGGACAAUGUCUAUGUGUGUGUGUGAGAGAGAGAGAGAGAGAGAGAGAGAAAGAGAGAGUAAUUGGUAGUUGGAUGGUUAACAAUUGGAUUGGCUGUUGGAGAGUUCUGGGUUGUCUGUUGGUGCUGUUGAUUGUUAGAGUUCUGUAUUUUGAGAUUUUUUAUUUUUUGAUGAGUUUUCAGUCAGUCUUUGGCGAGAGCUGGUGACAGUUAGUAGUGUCAGGAGCAGUUAUUUGAAGGCACUGGAAAUCAGUUGAGUUUUGUGUGUUAUUGAUUUGCUUUAUUGAUUUGUUGUUAGUUUGGUGUUGUUUGCUUGGUGUUAGUUUGGUGUUGUGCUUUUGAGUUCCUGAGGGUUGCAUGUGAUUGUUGUGGUUGAGGGUGGUUGUUGUUGUUGGGGGCUGUUGUGGAUUCUUGGUGUUGUUAGUGGGUGUGUGUUGCCUUUUUUUGUGUGUUGUUUUUUGUGUUGGUGGUUGGUUGUGCACUGGUCUUUUUUGUGUUUUAUUGUGUUGUGAGUUUUUUUUUGUUAUGUGUGAGGUUGUGGUUGUGUUCCUUGGUUGUUUGGUGUGUUGUUAGGUUGUGUUCCUUGGUUGUUGUUGUGGUCCUUGGUUGUUGUUGUGUUCUUGAGUUGUAGUCCUUGGGUGUUGUUUUGUUGUUGGUUUUGUCUUGUGGUUGUUAGUGUUCCAGGGACCUCGACCGGCAGACAGCACAGGAUAGCCUGGAGUAUCUGGAGUGGUUGAGAAUAACUUCAAAAUUAAUGAGGAACUCGUUCUAGAUCGAGAGUAGAGAGCAUACGUAUUCAAGAAGAGCUCGUGUGACUAGACCCAGCGGGAAAGUCCAGAUACUGAAACAGGACGUGGGAAAGUGACAAUAAGGAAAAUCGUCCUUAAAAGGAAGAGAGCAAUGAUAUAAAAAAGAUGAACAUGAAAAUUAACAGAAUGACCAUAUAGGCUCAAGACAAGAAUGACGGAAUGUGCUUUUGGGAACAAAAGGAGCCAAUAUGCGGUCAAAGGAAGCAGUUUAAGAGGAAAGAGACAGACGAUGAGUCGAGGAAAGAGCGACCUGAGCGACGACGGCGUUCUGAGAGAAGAAGAAGAAACUUCCGCGGCGGAGGCUAUGGAAGACCAAGGCCCACAAGGAGGAAGCACGGACGAGGCAGUAGAGAAAAAGAUCUGUGGCGUCUGUGGAGACACAGCAAAGAGCUACCACUUCGGAGGUCUGUGCUGCUCUUCCUGCAAGGCCUUCUUCCGCAGAAGCAUCCAAAGUGAGGCGUGGCAGAACUUCUUUUGCCUCAAAGACGGAGUCUGUGUGAUGCGCGAAAACAGAAGAGCUUGUCAAGCAUGCAGGUUUGACCUGUGCAAGAAGAUUGGCAUGGAUACUUCUCUAGUAAUGAAUGCAGAAGACAGAAAAGCCCUCAUGCUUCGUAAAUUAGAAAAAAGGAAGAAGAAAUUACUAAGAAUUCGAAGGAUCAGGAACAAACAACAGAAAAAUAAUGAAGAAAACGAGAAGAUCUGUCAGCACGAGAACAGCACGGACUGGGAUGUCAAAGUGACAGAUGCUGAAGGUGGGACAGGGAAGGGCAGUCAUCCAGAGGAGACAAAUGAUGAGUGUCUCGUCGUUGAAACCCUUGAUCAAAAGAGCAUGGAAAAGAUAAAAGGUCUAAGGAAAAUGCUGCGGAAGGCAUUAACAUUUCCAGAAUUCCCAAAACAUUAUUACGAGGGAGGAACAGAUAUAACAGAGCAUCUAUUUUUCGUCUUUUGCAAAGGCAUGGGGAAAUUUUUCAGCAUCUUGCCAGAAUUCAGCGAAUUAGAUGACAAGGACCAGAAUGUUUUGCUUAAAGAUGCCGUGGCCAAGUCGAUUUUCAUAUUUGGUGCUCACCAGUUCCAACGAGAUCAUGAGUGCUGGCCUCGUAGGCUCCUCUCCCCUUGCUGUACAUUCCCAACAAUAUCCUUGGCUGCUACGGAACAAUUCAUUUAUGACGAGGAUACAUUUCAAAGGAUGAAAAUCUUCAUGAGAAAAUUCUGUAGGUUUUUCGAUGAUGAAGUGGUCACUUUACUCAGUCUCAUGAUAGCAGCCUUUGAUACAGACAUUUCACUACUUGUUGGACCGUCAAAAGUUGCAGAGUACAAGGAAGUCUAUACUCAGUUACUGGAAAAUUACCUGCAUUACCAAAGUCCAUCUGAUGCACUGACAUUGUUCACAAACGAACUCCGGAACUGUUUUGCUGAAGUGAAGGCAUUAAAAAAAUCCUUCCAGAGAAACAGAACCGAGAAAGAGGAAGCCAAACCCCUGGACGGAAAUAAGGAAACUUCCUUUGCCAGCUCACUUCAUGAUUUAAAAGAGGAUCCGAAAAUGGCGCCCAAGAAAGCAUUCUUCGAGAGAAAUAAAGUGACCAGUGGUUACCAUAGCCAUGGCACAUUUGCUAUUAAAGAUGAACAUAAUUGGAAACACAAGAGCAAAACUUUAUCUCUGAAAGCAAAAGAGUACGGCAAUAAAAGUAACUUGAGAGGCAAUGAAGAAAUUGAGGUUUUCGAACUCCCACCCAAUCCCUGCAUCACUGUGACACAAGACCAUAAUUAUCAAAAACUUAAUGCCAGACGUCCACGAGCCACACUGCAUGACGAAGAUAGAUUUUAUCUACCUGAUCAGGCUUUGCAAAGUUCCCCCUCAAACUUAAAGCUACACAAAAAGCUGGAAGGAAUCGGAUCGAACAGAAGCAACAGUGCAUCGCAUGACACUGAUUACCAAGCUCCCUCGAGACAAAGUUUGUCACCGGCAUUAAUCAUUCCUCUUUCAAGAAGGAGAAACGAUUCUUUAUCAGGUAGAAAAGGUUUGCAAAUGCACCAGAAUGAAAUACAAGUUGAUUAUCCGAUUUAUUGCAGCGGACAGGAUGGUUUCCAAGCUGCACACCAACAAAGUUUCCAUGAUGCAGGCAUAUAUAGGCCAAUACCCUUACAAACGUCUUUAUUAUCUGCCAACAGUUCAGUACUCAUACGCGAUCAAAGACAUCAACAGUACAUUCCUUCGGCAGAUAUAUCAUUUUCCCCAGAAGGAACGUUCCCAACUCUUCCUCUGAAAGCUGUACCAGUUCAUCUACCCUCAAGUAAUUGUGUUGACAUGUGUGGACAACCAAAAACACAUUGUCACCCUCACGCCAGACAAGUGAACUUGGCUUCAGAGUUACGUUCCCAAGCAACAGAACAAGAUUUCCUGCAGUUUCUCCGCCACUCUCCUAAAGCCUUGUCUAGCGGGUUACUCCAGAGUGCACAGUCUAAUCCUCAACUAUCGAGCAAGUCACCGAUGAUCAACGUGUGUCAAAAUGUGAGACAAUUGUCUACUCAAGAUGAUCAGCAGUUAGUCGAGGCAGUGCAAUAUGUACUGCCACCUCACCUGAUGAAACACCUGAUCACCAGACUAGGGGCUGGACAACGGAACCACCUGUGAAGUCAUUUUUUCUUCACUCGUUGGGUGAGCAACCGUUUCUCGUUUCAACUGAAAAAUAAACCGUAAACAAUACGAAAGCAAUAAAUCACAUUUUGGAGUACUGCUUUUGGCAGUGAUAAGUGUCCUGUUCGUGGAAAACAAAAUCCUUUAUGUCUACGUUUAAUCAGAUUUAUAAACAAUAUU